UGAUGGGCAUGGAUGUAGCUUUCCCACGCUAGUACUACAGUCUUGUGCACCAGCCGACCGUGGCCAAGGGCCCUAAGCUGCACGGCACCCAUGACAAGACAUGGUGUUAUGAAUGAUGUUCAGUAGCUCUGAUGCAAAGGAUAAAGCUACUGCUAGAUGAUAAAUAGUACCAGCACUGCAUAUGCAUUCUCAAGCAACAGCAAAAAAAGAAGGGGUAGGAGAAAACACUAACCAAUGCGUUUCUUCAACGUUCCUACGGCCGUGCUGCAGCUGUUCGUGCUGCUCAUCUUGGCCUCUCCCACCACCGCAUGCACCAAGCAGGAGAAGUGCAACCUCCUCCGGUUCCUUGCCGGGCUGUCCCGAGAUGGCGGCCUCGCCACAUCGUGGCAUGACAGCAGCACGGACUGCUGCGAGUGGGAAGGCAUCACCUGCAAUGGAGACGGGGCUGUCACUGAGGUCUCCCUGGCAUCUAGAGGACUUGAAGGGCGCAUCUCACCGUCCCUUGCCGACCUCACCAGCCUGCUACAUGUCAACCUCUCCUACAACUCCUUCUCCGGUGGCCUUCCACCAGAGCUCAUGUCCUCCAGAAGCAUCAUCGUCCUCGAUGUCAGCUUCUGCCAGCUCAAUGGACCGCUGCCCGAGCUGCCUUCUUUGGUUACUCACUGGCCUCUGCAGGUACUCAACAUCUCAAGCAACCAGUUCAGCUCAGAAUUUCCAUCAGCCACAUGGAAGAUGAUGAAGAAUCUGAUCACGCUCAACGCCAGCAAUAACAGCUUCACUGGGCAAAUACCGUCUUCUCUUUGCCUUGGGUCACCAUCUUUGUCUUUGUUUGACCUCUGUUACAACCAAUUGAGUGGUGAUAUUCCCACCACACUAGGUGAUUGCUCCAAGCUCAAAGUGCUCAAGGUUGGCCAUAACAACCUAAGUGGGACUCUCCCUGUUGAAAUCUUCUGCGCUACCUCGCUAGAGUACCUCUCCUUCCCCAACAAUGCUUUACAAGGAGAACUUGAUGGAGCACACAUAGUCAAACUCGGUAAUCUGCUUACCCUUGACCUUGGAGGAAACAGUUUCAGUGGCAACAUCCCAGAGUCCAUAGAUCAGCUCUGGAGGCUGGAGGAGCUCCAUUUGGGUAGCAACAAAAUGUCUGGAGAGCUGCCAUCAACUCUGAGCAACUGUACACAUCUCAAAACCAUUGAUCUCAAGAUCAACAACUUCAGUGGAGAUCUGGGCAAUAUCAACUUCUCCUCCCUACAAAGUUUAAAAUACUUAGAUCUUAUAAGGAAUAAUCUCAGUGGCAUAGUUCCAGAAAGCAUUUACUCAUGCAGCAAUUUGACUGCACUGCGGCUGUCAGACAACCAUUUCCAUGGUGAGAUCUCACUAAGAAUAGGCAAUCUGAAGCACCUGUCCUUCCUAUCACUUAGUCAAAACUCCUUUACAAAUAUCAAAAAAGCUUUGCAUGCCAUUAAGAGCUGCAGGAACAUCAGCACCCUGCUUAUUGGCAGAAACUUCAUGAAUGAGGCCAUGCCACAAGAUGAAACCAUUGACGGUUUUCAGAAUCUUCAAUGUCUUGCCAUGGAAUGGUGUUCGUUGACUGGAAGGAUACCUAUUUGGUUAUCAAAGCUCAGAAAUCUGAAGAUCCUAGUAUUACUCAGUAAUCGACUCACUGGACCAAUGCCAAGAUGGAUCAACUCCCUAAACCACCUCUUCCGUUUGGACAUAUCAAACAACAGUCUUACUGGGAAAAUCCCAAUGACCUUGAUGGAGAUGCCAAUGCUAAAAUCAGACAAGCCUGCCAUCUAUUUGGACCCAAGCCUCCUUGAUCUACCAAUUUAUGUGGACAGUGCUAAUGGUAAACUUCAGUACCGCAUGGGUAGUGCUUGGCCCAAAGUGCUGAAUCUCGGCAACAAUAAAUUCACAGGUGUGAUUCCCCAAGAGAUUAGUCAUCUGAAAGCACUCCUUUACCUGAACUUGAGUUUCAACAACUUCUAUGGAGAAAUCCCACAAUCGAUCGGCAGCCUCACUAUCCUUCAGAGGCUAGAUUUGUCUAAUAACCAUCUGACUGGUGAAAUUCCUGCAACGUUGGAGAUCCUUCACUUCCUUUCGGAGUUCAACAUUUCUAACAACAACCUAGAAGGACCUAUUCCAACAACAGGCCAGCUAAGCACAUUUCAAGCUUCUAGUUUUAAUGGGAACCCAAAGCUGUGUGGCCCUAUGCUUAUUAACCAUUGUGAUUCAGUUGAAGCACCUCCCAUCUCCAUCAUCUCUGUAAAAGAAUGCAGCACUAAGGUCAUCUUUGCCAUUGCCUUUGGUUUGUUCUUUGGGGUAGGAGUGCUAUAUGACCAGUUAGUAUUAUUCAGAUAUUUUGGCUAAGCGUCUAGUAUCCUGAUAUUUUGUUCACAUCUUUGUAUACACGUGCAACGGGUCUUCAUAAUGUAUUAGCUGAAUCUUUAGAAGUUGAAUAUUUUUGCCAAACCAAUCUG
This is a messenger RNA of Triticum dicoccoides, 2480 nucleotides long. Its product is annotated as tyrosine-sulfated glycopeptide receptor 1-like. Gene Ontology annotation, molecular function: protein binding. The coding region runs from base 235 to 2370 and encodes 711 amino acids. The transcript has a single exon. The record is from RefSeq and is a predicted model, not a curated record. Lineage: Eukaryota; Viridiplantae; Streptophyta; Magnoliopsida; Poales; Poaceae.